UUUGUCCCUGAAUCCACAGCUUGAUUACUAGAUUAGGGUUCUUGAUCUUGAUCCGUUAAACCCUAAAUCCCCAACUUUUUUGCACUAAUCUUCACUGCCUGGAUCUCUGAAAAUUGGGGUUAUUGACAUUUUUUUCUAACUCGUACUAUCUCCCUGAUUCCUACUUAUUUUUUCGCUAGGGCAUUCGUUUUUGAUCUUGUUCCGUGGGAUGAUCACACGCAUAUAUUGAAUUAAUCGGCUGUGUAGAUGGAUUUCGAUGGAGGAAAGCGAGUUUUUAAUAGAUUAGGGCCACCUCAGCAGCAGAGCGAUAAUAGAAAUCAGAAAGUAUGUUACCACUGGAGAGCGGGGAACUGCAAUCGGUUUCCUUGCCCUUUUUUACACAGGGAGUUGUCGGCGCCGGCUAAUGGAACGGCGUCGUCCAAGAGGCCUUAUGGUUUUGCGACGGAUGAUCAACGAUCGACGACGGCACGGAGAGGUGGUGGUUCUAAUUUUAACGGUCCAUCAUCAUGGGGACGGGGCGGUGGACGAGGAGGGAACGCUAUAAAUAAUAAUAAUAAUAGUAAUAGAGGAAUCGUUGUCAAGAAGACAGAAAAGAUAUGCAACUUUUGGGUACAAGGCAAUUGUAGUUACGGGGAUAAGUGCAGGUAUUUGCAUUCAUGGUGUACCGGCAGUUGUUUCGCCAUGCUAACUCAGCUGGAAGGCCACCAGAAGGUUGUUAGUGGCAUUGCACUACCAGCUGGGUCUGAUAAGCUGUACACGGGGAGUAAAGACGAAACCGUGAGGGUUUGGGAUUGCCAAUCUGGACAGUGUGCAGGGGUUAUUAAUUUGGGCGGUGAAGUGGGCUGUAUGCUCAGUGAAGGGCCAUGGAUGUUUGUGGGUCUACCAAAUCUUGUCAAGGCAUGGAAUGUGCAAACAUCUGCGGAUCUUAGUCUUAAUGGACCUGUUGGACAGGUGUAUUCUCUGGUUGUAGGCAAUGAUUUACUCUUUGCGGGUACACAGGAUGGCAAUAUAUUGGCAUGGAAGUUUAACGCUGUCACCAACUGCUUUGAACCAGCUGCAUCACUUCAAGGGCAUACUUCAGCUGUUGUGACACUAGUUGUUGGAGCUAAUAGAUUAUACUCUGGUUCCAUGGACAAAUCUAUACGGGUUUGGAACCUUGAAAAUUUGCAGUGUCUACAGACAAUGACAGAACAUACUUCUGUUGUGAUGUCGGUUCUUUGCUGGGAUCAGUUUCUUUUAUCAUGUUCACUGGACAAAACAAUAAAGGUGUGGGCUGCUACAGACAGUGGGAACUUGGAAGUAACUUACACACAUAACGAAGAACAUGGCCUGCUCACUUUAUGUGGGAUGCAUGAUCUAGAAUCGAAGCCAGUCUUGCUGUGCUCUUGCAAUGACAACUCCGUUCGUGCAUAUGACCUGCCAUCAUUUGCGGAAAGGGGAAAGAUAUUUGCAAAACAAGAGAUACGGUCCAUCCAUGGUGGUCCAAAUAUUUUCUUUACAGGCGAUGGAACCGGAGAAGUGAAGGUUUGGCAAUGGUUGGCUGAUCAAACAGCUACGCCCGCUUGAUGUUCGCUCAAUCAUUUGAGCGUUUUCCGUGUAAUAUUUAACUUUAAACACUGGGUGGCAUAUCGAGUUCUUUUUUCCAUGUGGGUGUAUCGUAAUUAUGGAGCCAUGGUCGUAAUUCACCACCUUGUAGUUGGUGGAAUUAGUAGAUUUUGUUGCUGCAUAUUGUAACAUUUUGGACAAUUCUUGUACUAGUAGAGGUGGUUGCAUAAUGGAAGUUUUCCAACUUAAUUU
Molecule: messenger RNA, 1797 nt
Organism: Cynara cardunculus var. scolymus (artichoke)
Lineage: Eukaryota; Viridiplantae; Streptophyta; Magnoliopsida; Asterales; Asteraceae
Product: zinc finger CCCH domain-containing protein 48
Exons: 9
Coding region: 247-1566 (439 amino acids)
Molecular function (GO): protein binding; metal ion binding
Source: RefSeq, a predicted model, not a curated record